CCUUGAAUAGGCCACUACCACCUACGAACCAUAUUAACAACAUGAAGUGUAUUGUGAUAUCCGUCCUCGUCUGUGUUGCGGCACUUGAAGCUAAGCCGCAACCCUACUUAGGACUCAACGGUCUGGGAAUGGCUGGUCUGGGAAGUGGUUAUGGGAACGGUAUGCUUGGAAUGGGAAUGCAAGGACUUGGAUUAGGUACGGGUGGACUGGGUGGCCUGGGAGGACUGGGCGGACUCGGUGGAAUAGGAACAAGCGGUUUGGGAUAUUCACAAGGCGGCGGUUAUGGAGGUAACCAAUUCAAUUCCGGUGCCGGCGGUUUAGCGAACCAGCUUAUGCACACUGGCGGAAUGGGAAACUUCCAUGAUGUCGGCCAGCAUCAUAGCAGCCUCAGUUCCAUCACCCAAGCCGAGAACACAGACAACCACAACAUCGGCGGAGGCCAAGUGUUCGACACAGGCGCCCUGUCUGGCACAGGCUUUAACCAGUUCGGGAACGGUGGCAGCCGUUAUGGAAACGGCUUCGGAAGCGGACAGCUAAUGAACUCGUUCAUCUAAUAUAUGUAUAUAUUAGAUUAAAUUAAUUGUAACAAAUAAAUUAGGAUAUAAAUUUCAA
Messenger RNA from Danaus plexippus (monarch butterfly), 612 nucleotides. Its product is annotated as acanthoscurrin-2-like. Bases 42 to 554 code for a protein of 170 amino acids. The record is from RefSeq and is a predicted model, not a curated record. NCBI's taxonomy places the organism in Eukaryota, Metazoa, Arthropoda, Insecta, Lepidoptera, Nymphalidae. The transcript is spliced from 3 exons.